Seminavis robusta is the source of this 1203-nucleotide messenger RNA. The record is from the annotation of a GenBank genome assembly. Lineage: Eukaryota; Bacillariophyta; Bacillariophyceae; Naviculales; Naviculaceae.
GUUACAGCGAAUCCAACAGGCCCAAAUUUGGCCAGAUCUUUCCCACAUAUUUCAUGCGAAUUAUGCCACAACGAGAGUAGUGAAAAAGAUCGAAUUGUUGAAUAGGUUCACUCUUCGUUUGUCCUGAUUUUUCUCGUCUGACUUUUACGGGAAACCAUGAACAAGCUCACGUAUCUUCUCGUCCUCUUGGCGUUGUCUGUUCCUUGGUUGGAAGGAUACGAGUACCACCCGAGCUCUCAAGAAGAUUCUUCUCCUUCGGACAGCGAUGGCAACACGUUCUAUGGACGAUUCCUUCGUGGCGCUCAUCGUCGUCUGUGGGGUCCCAGUUCCGGCGGCUGCAGCAAAAUUGCUAAAUUCUUUACCAGUUGCUCCAAUCGCGAUCAGUACACCACAGGAAACCAAAGUGGCGGCGGCAACCACCCCAAUCGCCCCGAUACAAUUCGCCCAGGAAACAUUAUUGACGUGUUGAAAGGAGAUCGCAGUCAAUACUCUAUUCUCUUGGCUCUGCUUGAAUCGGCUGGACUGACUGAAUCAUUGGAGGGAGAUGGGCCAUUUACAUUGUUUGCUCCCAGGAACAGUGCCUUUAUUGGUAUGGAUGCCGCGGCCCUUCAAAGUGACCCCAUCGCGCUGCAACAGAUAUUGACCUAUCAUGUGGUGGGUGAAGAAGUCGGGGCCUUGGAGAUGCAGACGGGUCAAGAACUCCAAACCCUGCAAGGGGGGAACAUUACUCUUACCGUGGAUGUUUCGAUCCCUUCGGUCAAGUUAAAUGGAGACGCAGCAAAUGCGGUCAUGGUGGACAUGAAAGCUUCCAAUGGCGUGAUUCAUACCAUCGACGCUGUACUUACGCCGACCUCUGCAUCAACCUCUUCAUCCGGGACCCCAGCUCCAGCUGCUGCGACUCCUGCUCCAGGGUCUGCUCCAGGUCCUGGAACGACGACCGCUCCGUCAGCUGCCGCUGCAACCACAACUGCUCCCACUACGCCUGUUCGUUAGACGGCGGUGCAAAACAAACGCAUGUCAGGCAUCGUUGUGGCUUGCUGUACCUUCAUGGUCGAUCCAGAUAUAUAGCUGGUUUGAUUCAAGUGUCAGUGGUUGUUAUGAGUAAUGGGAAACUUUGUUGUCUCGAGUCUAUCUAUUUUUCUACCCCGCUGGUCAAUAGCAUUAGAAGUAAUGUAUAGCUAAUAUAUCUUUGUUAGGGGUGUU